This is a messenger RNA of Sinocyclocheilus grahami, 3082 nucleotides long. RefSeq names its product paired mesoderm homeobox protein 1-like. Gene Ontology annotation, molecular function: RNA polymerase II cis-regulatory region sequence-specific DNA binding; DNA-binding transcription factor activity, RNA polymerase II-specific. Gene Ontology annotation, biological process: regulation of transcription by RNA polymerase II. Lineage: Eukaryota; Metazoa; Chordata; Actinopteri; Cypriniformes; Cyprinidae. The coding region runs from base 512 to 1219 and encodes 235 amino acids. The transcript is spliced from 4 exons. The record is from RefSeq and is a predicted model, not a curated record. Gene Ontology annotation, cellular component: nucleus.
GCUUCUUGUAUUUCUAUCAUCCCUCACCAGGGCUUCAAAUGCUCGUGUAUUUUGCUCUCAGGCUCCCCCCUCAGCGCCAGUGUGUGCCGUUUGAAUUACCGGAGAAAGAAGCUGAGAGAAGCUCGUCCGACCUCCUACUAUUGGGCGUAAAUCGUCCAUCUGUGUGCCAUCAAACCUUUCUCGCCAGCUUACUCAUUCCCUCACUCUCGGAACGAGAGGAGAACGUCUCUGUUACAGAAACUAAAAGGGAGUCAUCGGGUAAAAGGCGAAGACUUUGGAGUUCUUGAAUUGGAGAUGUGUUUCGGUGAUGCCUUUUUUCCAUAAAGACUCAUGAUUGUCCAGUAAAAGAGCGGUAAUUACGCCUGUUUGGAUCCACAUGACACUGAACUUCGGAUGAAGAAAUCAAAAUCGAUCUAUUUGUCGAGCAUAGAGUGAUUGUUCAUGGUCAAGACUUAACCCAUGUUGGUUAUAGGUCGCCUGGAGGAUAUCUUGGGUUUCGUCAGUUUGCGACAUGACUUCCAGCUAUGCUCAUGUAAUGGAGAGUCCGAUCAGCGCAAAUCAGGAUCAUUUACAGGCUAAGAAGAACUUUUCCGUGAGCCACCUGUUGGAUCUGGAGGAGGCGCGGGAGAUGGUGGGAGCUCAAGCGGAGGAGAGCGCAGGAGAGGCGGCCAGGAGUAUGCUGGAGUCUCCGGGACUGACCAGCGGCAGCGACACGACACAGCAGGAGAAUGAGCAACUCAACUCAGAGGAGAAGAAAAAGCGUAAACAGAGGCGGAAUAGGACCACGUUCAACAGCAGCCAACUGCAGGCCUUAGAGAGAGUAUUUGAGAGGACGCACUACCCUGAUGCUUUUGUCAGGGAGGACUUAGCACGCCGGGUCAACCUCACUGAAGCUCGAGUGCAGGUGUGGUUUCAAAAUCGGCGGGCUAAGUUUCGGCGAAAUGAACGUGCAAUGCUGGCCAGUAAAAACGCCUCUUUGCUCAAGUCUUUCUCAGGAGAAGUAACAGCCAUAGAGCAGCCCAUUGUCCCACGACCCGCUCCCAGACCCAAUGACUACAUGUCCUGGGGCAGCUCACCAUCGUACAGCACCAUGGCAACUUAUUCUCCAUCAUGCGCUACCAACAACACAGCCCAAGGCAUGAAUAUGGCCAACAGUAUCGCCAACCUGAGACUGAAGGCCAAAGAAUACAGCCUGAACCAGGUGCCCACCGUCAACUGAAGUGGACAGCAGGGCUGUCAGAGAGUCUGAACCACAUGUCAGAGAACAAUCCCAAUGUCCUGACAACACCGGCCCCGUACUAUUGACAUAAAUAUUGUAUUCUGUCCUCUUAUAUGUGUUUUACUCUUAUCCAUCAAGGAAAAGAAGCAAAGGAGAAUUUCUUCAAGGUACAGAGCUUUCCUAAACCAAUGAUUUACAUAAGGCUGUCAUGUUCUUGGCAUGUGGGAAAAUUCUGGAAACUUUCUCUGUUCACACUCACUGUGGCAGCAUGAGUGUGGUCAUCCCGUUUGAAGAGCGUGGCUUACUAUAGAUUGCUUUCUCGAGACUGUUGCCGACCACAGGGAUUUGAUGACCUCUGUGGAAUCCAUAUACUACAAUCUUGUGGACAUCUGGGACGUGUUUAGGAUUUCCCCUUGAUUUCUCCUUGGAACUCAUAAAUAUGCACUGAGGCCACAAAUUGGGAUUUGGAUAUUUUGAUUAUUUGGAACCGGGUGAAAUUUGGCUUCCUUGUUACCGUACUCUAAAAUCACUUUUCACUGUUUUCAGUUUAAAACACGCCGGGGCUGUUUGUUCAUUUUGGCAUACACAGAACUCUAGUCAUGUAUGCAAGUAAUGAAUUUGGAACCUAGUUGAUUUUACCCAUUUAUAUUGUCUAAAUAUAUCUAAACAUGUAAUAUUCCUUUGCAAUAAAGACGUCCAAGCAGUGUAACAGCAUGGGUUAGAGUGUCCUCAAAUGUCUUUAUGGCCUACCAGAGAACACUUCUGCGAUUUACGCUGCAGCAAUUUGACCAUGUUUUUACCACAAAUGUGCUGACUGUUGAGCAUAGACUGCUCUCAAUCUCUGAUUUGUUCUGUUGCUGGCAACAGUUCCACAUACCAGAUAUUAAACCCUAUUACAUUAUGUACAUGUAUAGUCUUGGAGGAAGUGUUUUAGAAUAAAACUAGAUGAAAAGCAUACUCCCACUAUCGGCCCAUUUCAUUUACAGUAUUACACAAUAGAAGGCAGAUGAAAUUAUUCAGAAACCCAAGAGGGCAGAUGUUACAUGUGCUUUUCCAAAGCUAAACUCCUCAAAGUGUGUUUGUAGGCUCUCAUAGAUGGUUGUUACUCUUUCCUCCUCUCUGUGUGAACAUUUACCUUUAAACUGUAAAAUAACUCUUCGUCAGGACUCCUGGGGGCUUCGUGAGAAACAGCAGAAAGCUUUGCAAAAAUUCCUGCGGCUCUUUUCCUCUCCACCCGCUUUCCACUCCACUUCGGAGUGCACUUUUCUAAGGUAUACAAGGCAAAGCAAGGAAAUGACAAAAUGUAGCUAAUCAAACUGGCCAUUUACAAUGAGAUCCAAACACUUCUAGCGCUGUUGUUCUUCCCCUGCCAGCUAUCGUUCCAUUAAAGUGCUUGUGUAUUUGCUUUGGAUUUGAAAACGUUUUAAAGGUUGACGAGAAAAAUCAGCUGACAGGAGCGUUCGGAAAAACAGCCUGUGCGUUUUACUACCUGAUGAUGGAGUCUUUGGUGUCGCGUGGUGAGCUUUGAAUCCUUUAAGCAGUCUUCAGGGCCGGCGCUGUUCAAUUUUUGUUGAACAGGAAUGUUUACUUUCAAAACAGUCUGUUUAUGGCACAGGAAGCGAUCGUUUGAGUUUAAGUGGCCGCGGGCUGUUUUUGAAUGGCUGACACUGGCUUGUUUAUGUACCUGAUGGCUCCCUUGGUCUGCUGAUUACAUGUGACCUUAAGUGACCUCAGAGACAGUCAAUUGGAGGAAGGGGGUGAGCCGGUGAGUUGUUUUUAUUUUCAUCUGUCUUUCAGCUCCGUGAAAGAAAUCUGUUGGCUUUCAUAACUGUAAUGUAACUCUUUAAAUACGGCCCAGCGAUU